AUGUCCUCGACCCCGCGACUCAAAGCGCUAAACAUUGAUAAUAUUAACCCGCACGUGAAGGCGGCAAAGUAUGCCGUCCGUGGAGAAUUGGCAAUUAAAUCAGAAGAAUAUAGAGCACAGUUACGAAAGCUGAAAGACGAGCCACCUACGCCUCCGGCCGAAAACAAGCUGCCCUUCGACACAGUCAUCAGUGCCAACAUUGGCAACCCUCAGCAACUCGAUCAGAAGCCCAUCACAUUCUUUAGACAAGUGCUCUCCCUUCUCGAGUACCCUAAUCUUCUCGACCACAGCGACGUCCUCCUCCAACACCUUGACUACAAGCAGGACGCCGUGGAUCGUGCGAGAUGGCUAAUCAAAGAGAUUGGAUCAGUCGGUGCAUAUAGUCAGAGUACUGGUGUACCUGCGAUAAGAAAGAGUGUGGCGAGGUACAUCGAGAAGAGAGAUGGCUUCCCUGCAGACUUCAAUAACAUCUACCUCUCUGCUGGUGCUUCAUCUGGAGUCAACACCCUGAUGCACAUCAUGUGCGCCAAUGACAAGAGCGGCAUAUUAGUCCCAAUACCUCAAUAUCCAUUGUAUACCGCAACGCUUUCCGUACUGAACGCUAGAUGCUGUCCCUACUAUCUAGACGAGUCGACAGGCUGGGGCACAGAUCUCGAGACCGUCAGAAAAUCUUAUGAGGAUGCAAAGAAAGAUGGUACAGAUGUCAGAGCUAUUGUCAUCAUCAAUCCUGGUAACCCGACUGGUGCCUCUUUGCCUCGCAGCGACAUCGAGAAUAUAAUAAAGUUUGCUGCAGAGAACCAGCUAGUUGUCAUGGCCGAUGAGGUAUACCAGACGAACGUUUUUAUUGGCGAGUUUAUCUCGUUCAAGAAAGUGCUUAGAGAACUGCAGAGGGACAACCCCGGUACCUAUGACCACGUCGAACUUGCUUCGCUUCACUCGAUAUCGAAGGGUAUGGUUGGAGAGUGUGGUCAUAGAGGUGGUUAUUUUGAGCUCGUCGGCUUUGAUAAGGAAGUGCAGGAGCAGAUCUACAAGUUCAUCAGUAUUAUGUUGUGUCCUCCUGUCACUGGACAGUGUUGUGUUGAGUUAAUGAUCAACCCACCUCAAGAGGGUGACCCAAGCUACGAGCUCUACUACAAGGAGUACAAGGGUAUUGAGGAUGGUCUGAAAGUACGCGCAACUGCACUGUAUGAGGCGUUCAAGGAGAUGGAGGGUGUGGACAUUGGAGAGCCGCAGGGCUCGAUGUAUCUCUUCCCGACCAUCACCAUUCCAGAGAAAGCCCAGCAGGUGGCUAAAGAGAAGGGCAAGAACGCCGACGAGUUCUAUUGUCUUGAGUUGUUGGAUGCAACAGGCAUCUGUGUCGUUCCAGGGAGUGGUUUUGGUCAAAAGCCAGGAACAUUACAUUUCAGGACAACCUUCUUGGCACCUGGCACAGAAUGGGUGGGCAGAAUCACAAAGUUCCACAAAGAGUUUAUGGAUCAGUAUAGGUAG
Lithohypha guttulata is the source of this 1488-nucleotide messenger RNA. RefSeq names its product alanine transaminase (gene ALT1). Gene Ontology annotation, biological process: biosynthetic process. Lineage: Eukaryota; Fungi; Ascomycota; Eurotiomycetes; Chaetothyriales; Trichomeriaceae. Gene Ontology annotation, molecular function: pyridoxal phosphate binding; L-alanine:2-oxoglutarate transaminase activity. The coding region runs from base 1 to 1488 and encodes 495 amino acids. The transcript has 2 exons. The record is from RefSeq and is a predicted model, not a curated record.